Messenger RNA from Oncorhynchus kisutch (coho salmon), 3520 nucleotides. Its product is annotated as transcriptional adapter 2-beta. The coding region runs from base 93 to 1526 and encodes 477 amino acids. Gene Ontology annotation, molecular function: chromatin binding; zinc ion binding; transcription coactivator activity. The transcript is spliced from 2 exons. Gene Ontology annotation, biological process: chromatin remodeling; regulation of transcription by RNA polymerase II. Lineage: Eukaryota; Metazoa; Chordata; Actinopteri; Salmoniformes; Salmonidae. The record is from RefSeq and is a predicted model, not a curated record. Gene Ontology annotation, cellular component: nucleus; SAGA-type complex.
AUGAGACGCAGUAGUCUGACCAGAGACACUCCAGCACGCAGGCCCUCCCUCCGCGGCACUGCUGCUUCCAACAACAAGCAGAAGCCAGCAACAUGGCCGACCUAGGAAAGAAGUACUGCGUAAACUGCCUUGCAGACGUUACGAAUCUGCGGCUUCGCUGUACUGACUGUCCAGAUAUCGAACUUUGUCCGGAGUGCUUCUCCGCGGGUGCAGAAAUCGGUAAUCACCGGCGAUGGCACGGUUAUCAGCAAGUCGACGGCGGGCGCUUCACCCUCUGGGGUCCCGAAGCGGAGGGAGGAUGGACUAGCAGGGAAGAGCAGUCGCUCCUCGACGCGAUCGAGCAAUAUGGCUUUGGAAACUGGGAGGACAUGGCCACUCAUGUAGGGGCAUCUCGGACCCCCCAGGAUGUCAUGGACCACUACGUCGGCAUGUACAUCCAUGGCAACCUGGGAAAGGCCUGCGUCCCCGACAGCAUCCCCAACCGGGUGACGGAUCACACCUGCCCCAGCGGCGGCCCCCUGUCCCCCAGCCUCACCACCCCCCUGCCUCCCCUGGACGUGACCCUGGGCGAGCAGCAACAGCUGGGCUACAUGCCACUCCGCGACGACUAUGAGAUGGAGUACGACCAGGAGGCGGAGAAGCUCAUCAGUGGCCUGUCGGUCAACUACGACGAUGAAGACGUGGAGAUCGAGAUGAAGCGCGCGCACGUGGACAUGUACGUGCGCAAGCUUCGUGAGCGCCAGCGCCGCAAAAAUGUGGCCCGCGACUACAACCUGGUGCCCGUCUUCCUAGGCCGCGACAAGAAGGAGAAGCAAAGCACGCUGGGAGUUGUAGGUGGUGGUGGUGGCGUCGUCGUCGGAGCGGUGGGGAGCCUUCCGACGCCAACCACUCCCGCGGUGACGCCGGGAGCUCCAGCCGUCCCGACGGUGCCGAAGCGUAAGAUCCCCAAGGAGGAGAAGGAGCAGCGGAUGAAGUUACGGGGGAUGUGCCAGUUCAUGGCUCAGCGGGAGUUUGAGGACUUGUUCCACAACAUGCACAAGGAGCGCGUGCUGCGCGCCAAAGUACGGGAGCUGCAGCGCUACCGCCGCAACGGCAUCGCGCGACUGGACGAGGCGGCCGAGUACGAGGCGGCGAGGCACAAACGGGAGAAACGCAAGGAGAACAAGAGCGUAGCUACCUCGAAAACGGGCCGGGGCGGAGGGCUCGGCACAGGAGGAGGGCUUGGCGGAGGGACAGGAGGUGGCGGAGUCAUCAAAGAGGAGGGCAAGGAUGGCGAGUUCCCGGCCAUAGAGAACCUGGCGGGCUUCGAGCUGCUGUCAGACCGGGAGAAGGUGCUGUGCAAUUCACUUAACCUCAGCCCCACGCGCUACCUGACUGUCAAGACAAUCAUCAUCAAGGACCACCUGCAGAAGAGCCAGGGCAUUCCCUCCAAGAGCCGGCUGCCCAGCUACCUAGACAAGGUGCUCAAGAAACGCAUCCUCAGCUUCCUCACAGAGAGCGGCUGGAUAUCCCGGGACGCAUCCUAACAAUCCAUUGGGUUUGUAGGGAUUGGGACGCAUCCUAACAAUCCAUUGAGUUUGUAGGGUCUGGGACAGGUCCUAACAAUCCAUUGAGUUUGUAGGGUCUGGGACACAUCCCAACAAUCCAUUGGGUUUGUAGGGUCUGGGACACGUCCUAACAAUGUGUAUGGAGUUUGUGGGGACUAAGGAUUGCAGAGGGACAAUGACUCUUGUUCUCUGUUGGAUUGUUGCGUCUCUGUGUCUUGUUAUAAACAAUGUGAGAUGUGUCGUAAACUCCAGAUUGGACCAAGCUGAAUUUUACCACCUUUUGUCAAGUUCUGACCCAAGUCGUCGACCACCGGACUGUUUGUGAAGAUGUACAUUGCAAAAUAUUUCCUCUUUCUUAAAAAAAAGUUUGGAUACCAUUUACUGGAGAACGUGGAACAAAUAUAUAUUUUUGUAUUUGCAUCCAUAUGAAUGAUAAUGUAUGGGUAGAUGAUACAUUCUCUUUAUUGCAGUGAAGGAUCACCUAAUACUACUGGGCAAACCAGACAACACUGUUUUUCAAAGCGGUUCUCAAAGUAUAAAUAGUUGUGUAGAUUGUCUCCAGCUUCCUGUUAGUAUGGUCCCAGAUCAGUUGGUGCCAUCUUGCCGACUCCUAUGGUCAUUGGCAAGACGAUACAAACAGAUCUGGGACCAGGCUAGCUUCCUUUUAGGUUAGGAUGUUGUCUUGGAGAGCACAGGUUAGUGCCUAUUCAAACAGCAAUACAGCCGCACUGUGUUGGAAAGCAGGGGUUAUCAUCAUCAUUCUUACCAUGAAGAGAUGGCCUGCUAAGCAUAGAGGGGUCAGUAUUUGGCAGCUAACGCUUUCAUAAAGCACUGCGGUAAUCCCCAUUAUGACGCUGUAGCUUUGUGGUGUUGUCAGGCUCAGAAUGUGGCACUGUGAGGGGAGUAGAUAAGCCUAACUCCUCCAUACUAUGCUGUUCCACACGUUGCACGUUUUCUGAUUCUAGUAGGCGAUUCACUCUACUCGACUUCUAAAGAAAAUAAAAAGCUUUAAAUAUCGGCAUUAACCAAUGACAUGCGAUCCUAAAGCACAAAUCAAAAAUGUUGCAUAUCUAUUUUUUUUCACCACCGGUUAAGUUUGCCUGUUUGGUGUGUCGUCCUGCCAGACUAGUUUUAGCCUCUUCAUGAAUAUGUGCUGCAUGAUUAUUGUAUUGUGACUCGUUGCUCGCUGUUUAGUUUGCUACUGUUCCAUCUAUUCAAAGGGAGUUAAAUCAUCGUUAAAAUUUUAAAAAAUAAAAUAAAUGAUUUACCUGCUACAUUUGCUCCAUCUAUCUUCCUGGUUCAUUGUUUUACAGUCACAUCGUUCAAUUAAGGCUAGUGCAGUGAUUCUCAAAGUAGGGGUUGUGAAACCAAAUGGGGAAAGUACCUUUUGUUGUUGUUGAUUAGAACCACUGGGUUAGUGUUCACAUAUGGCCUUGCAAGAACACUAUCAAAGGGCAGAAAUAUUCUGGUAGAAGAGAAAAUGGACGACUGCCACAGUUGGUUUUAGACCUGGUUUUCCAUUAUGUGAAAUGUGUUUGUUCCAAGCACGGGUGCUUUAAAAUGUCCCGUGGCACCUUCUCCCUCCGAUGUCCAGUUAGCCUGUUUAAAACGGAGGUGAACUUCAGCAGAGAUGUGGGUGGGUUGUAUAGAAACAGUAUUACAUUAGACACUGUGAAAUAAUGUUGUGACUGCAUUCGUAUAGGCCUUAAUAUGAGCAUUCCAUCAUUGUACAUUUACCAUACCACAGAGGAAAUAAAUGCUAUAUUAUUCUUCCCCAUAAGCCUCUGAGUAUCCAGACACUGACAAGGCCCCUUGGUUCUCCCAUCAUCUACUUGAAGAUUUUUUAUUUUUGUCCCAACAACUGGCGUAGUUCACAAUCAAACACUACAUAUCUCCUUAUCUGGUUUAAGGCGAAAACAACUGUUCAAGGGUGUUAGUAUGUUCUGUAUUAAAAAUGAAAAUCCUUUAUACUG